GAAGAGGUUUCCCAGGUCCGGGGCUGCGAGUCUUGGAGCCUCGUCUCCGAGGACGGCCAGGACUUCGUCACAGGGCUGCUUACCGUGGAUCCAGACCAAAGGUAUGGCCUACUGCAGUGCAGUGAGCACGUCUGGCUCCGUGAGGUCGCGGCUAACACCUGCGCGAUGCCGGUGAGCACAGCCCCAGCGCUGAAGACUGGCACGGUGCGGGGUGACAAUGUAGGUGUGGUGGACACCAUCAUCGGCAGGGCUGCAGGAGGCGUGCACAGCCUUGAAAUGCAGCUUCGUGAUGGCACAGUACACGCACACGGGACGGAGGGUGGUGCGGUACCCACCACUUUCUCGUUGGAAGCAGACGAGCUGAUCGUCGGGGUCAUGCAGGACUUCUCCCUUACCGAACUGCUGGGGAGCGCUUUGGUCUUCUACACCAGCAAGGGCCGCAUCAUGGCCGUGCAGGGAACGGAGGCCCGAACCCGGCGUCGCUUCGUCGCCCCAGGGGGGCGGCAAAUCUCAGGUCUUCAGUUCGAUGGACAUCAGCUCGUUGGGAUUCAUCUCGAGAAAGUCACCUCCGAGAGCGUGGGAGCCAUAGAGCAGAUCUCUGGCCGUGUGGGCACGGCGGUGGACAUCUGCGAGUUCAAGCUGCGAGAUGGCACAGUCUGUACAUAUGGUGAUUCCGGCGGAGACAUCGUCCGAGGGCCGUGGAAACUGCAACGAGAGGAGUGGAUUUUCGUGGUGGAGCAAUUCUUCCGCGACCGUAAGCUGGGUGCCUCUCUGGCCUUCUAUACUACGGCGGGCAGGGUCUACAAGCUCUCAGGCAUGACUGCAGUGAGAUCACCUCGCUUUGCUGCCCCUUUCGGCGAGCAGGUAUGCGACCUGUGCUUCGAAAAUGGUAGACUGGUGAAGGUCCUGACCUGCUCCUGCAGGGGGUUUUCCGCAGGGCCAUGCAAGGAACAUGUGAUCGAGAUCUAG
Symbiodinium sp. CCMP2456 is the source of this 969-nucleotide messenger RNA. The record is from the annotation of a GenBank genome assembly. Lineage: Eukaryota; Dinophyceae; Suessiales; Symbiodiniaceae.